Messenger RNA from Salarias fasciatus (jewelled blenny), 5169 nucleotides. RefSeq names its product mitogen-activated protein kinase-binding protein 1-like. Gene Ontology annotation, biological process: positive regulation of JNK cascade; negative regulation of canonical NF-kappaB signal transduction. The record is from RefSeq and is a predicted model, not a curated record. Gene Ontology annotation, molecular function: protein binding. The transcript is spliced from 33 exons. The coding region runs from base 1 to 4599 and encodes 1532 amino acids. Gene Ontology annotation, cellular component: cytoplasm. Lineage: Eukaryota; Metazoa; Chordata; Actinopteri; Blenniiformes; Blenniidae.
AUGCCGGGGGAAGGCUUCACCAUCAAAAGGCGCAUCAGGAAGCUGCUGCGCUCCCCUGCCACCAAAAGCAAGAAGAACAGACCAGAGAACCUCAGCAGUAAGGUGACUCUGGAGAAGGUCCUGGGCGUCACGGCUACGGGGAACAGUGGUCUGGCCUGUGACCCCCGAUCCGGCCUCGUGGCCUACCCUGCAGGGUGUGUGGUGGUCCUGCUCAACCCCAGAAAGAGCAGGCAGCACCACAUUAUCAACUCUUCAAGGAAAACCAUCACCGCGCUGUCGUUCUCCCCCGACGGCAGGUACCUGGUGACAGGAGAGAGCGGUCACCUUCCAGCGGUGAGGCUGUGGGACGUGGCAGAGCGAAGGCAGGUGGCGCAGCUCCAGAAGCACAAAUACGGCAUCUCCUGCGUGGCGUUCUCCCCCAACAGCAAGUACAUCGUCAGCGUGGGAAACCAGCACGACAUGAUGGUCAACGUCUGGGCCUGGAAGAAAGACUUGAUUGUGGCUGCGAACAAGGUGUCGAGUAAGGUGACCGGCGUGUCUUUCUCUGAGGACAGCUCCUAUUUUGUAACGGUUGGAAACAGACACGUGAAGUUCUGGUAUCUGGACCACUGCAAGGCGAACAAGGCCAGCGCUCCCGUGCCUCUGCUGGGCCGCUCGGGGCUGCUGGGAGAGCUCAGGAACAACUUCUUCUGCGACGUGUCGUGCGGACGAGGCUCCCGGUCCGACUCCACGUUCUGCAUCACCUCGUCCGGCCUGCUGUGCGAGCUGAACGGCAAGAGGACGCUGGACAAGUGGGUGGACCUGCGGACUGGAGCGGCCCAGUCCCUGUCGCUGUCGGAGGAUAUGAUCUUCUGCGGCUGUGCCGACGGAACGGUGCGAGUCUUCAGCCCGGCCGACCUGCGCUUCAUCUGCACGCUGCCGCGGCCGCACCCCCUCGGCGCUGACGUCUCUGCCGUCACCGAUGCCAGCCACCUAUUUAACACCGAGCCCGGCGCUCAUCACCCAGACGCCAUCGCUGUCACCUACGAACCCCUCAGCCGGUGGCUCAGCUGUGUGUAUAACGACCACAGCGUGUAUGUGUGGGAUGUGAGGGACGUGCACAGAGUGGGGAAGGUGUACUCUGCCCUCUUCCAUGCAUCAUGCGUGUGGGACCUCGAGAUGUUUCCAGAUGUUCCCGGGGACUCGCUUGCCGGCGUGUCCUCAGGUGCGUUUCUGACCUGUUCGGCUGAUAACACCAUCAGACUGUGGCGCACGAGCGACUGGACACAGACUCACCCUCAGAACAUCCUCAGCAGCGAUCUUUUGGAUGUCCUGUACAUGGAUGGAAACACCGGCGCCUUGUUGGACUCAGAAUGCACGGCCAGUGCCAGCGCAGACAAAUCCUCGGACGGACAGUCAGCGGAAACCAGGACGGGCAUCAGGACAAUCUGUAUCAGUCCAGACGGCAAACACCUGGCAUCUGGAGACCGCAACGGCGUGCUGCGGGUUCAUGAUCUCAGCAGCAUGGAGGAGAUUCUCAAAGUGGAAGCCCACGACGCUGAAAUCCUCUGCCUCGAAUACAGUAAACCAGAAACAGGUCUGAAGCUGCUGGCCACGGCGAGCCGGGACCGUCUCAUCCACGUCUUGGACGCAGAAGACGACUACAGCCUGGUGCAGACACUUGAUGAGCACUCCUCAUCCAUAACAGCCGUCCGCUUUGCUGCCAAUGACAACAAGGUGAGGAUGGUCAGCUGCGGAGCAGACAAGAGCAUCUAUUUCCGUACUGCACACAAGACGGACAGGGGCACGGAGUUCAGGCGAUCCCACCACCUCGUGAGGAAAACCACGCUGUACGACAUGGACGUAGACGUCUCCUGCAAAUACGCUGCGGUCGGGUGUCAGGACCGCUGCAUCAGGAUUUUCAACAUCAGCAGUGGCAAACAGAAAAAGCUCUUCAAAGGGUCGCUGAGCGAGGAUGGCAGCCUGCUCAGGGUUCAGAUCGAUCCCUCGGGUCAAUAUGUGGCCACCAGCUGCUCCGAUAAAAACAUCAGCGUCUUUGACUUCUGCACGGGGGAGUGUGUCGCCACCAUGUUCGGACACUCGGAAAUUGUCACCGGGAUGAAAUUCACCAACGACUGCAAGCAUUUGAUUUCGGUGUCAGGGGACAGCUGUAUCUUUGUCUGGCGACUGGCUCCCGAACUGACAAUCGCCAUGAGAGAGAGGCUUUGCCAGCUCCGGCAGAACCCGAACGCGGCGCCCUGCAAGACCCCCAAUCUCAGGCGGGAGGUGUACAGCGCCCCGGCGCUGGGCGGCCUGUCCUCUGAGAGCGACCGUGAGCUCGAGGACGACGACAGAGUGGAACACGACGCCGCCGCCGCCGCCGCCAUCGACCCCGAGGACAACACCACCUGUAGCUCCUCUGACAGCAGCCAUGGAGAGGAGGACACAGCAGGUUCCGAUGAAACGCAGGACUGGGGGCCGACGAAGCCGCCGGCAGGCGUCAGCCAGGCCGCCCCGGACUCCUCUAAACGUCCCCGGAGGCGCUGGUCUCAUCGGAUGGGCUCGCUGGAGCUGAUGGUUAAAUCCAUGCUGGACCUGAGGCAACUGGAGACCUUUUCUCACAAGAAGAACCCCAACAAUCCUCCUAACGACAGGGAGAGGCGGAGCACAUCCCACCUCCAGGAGUCCCUGCAGUUGGAGGAGAAAUCGAGGAGGCAUCGACCCCAGCCACACGCCGACUGGCUGUCCUCCCACACGCCCAAGGGCGUCAAGGGGACUGACGGAGUCGUGCUCUACGCCGCGGAAAACGAGGACGACGCGAGUCCAGCGGGCAGGGAGUACACGGUGAAGGAGCAGCGCUGCGGCGAGAGCCAGGAGGACAGCCGCAGCCCGGACAGCGCCUGCUCGCUGGGCUACGGCAGCAGGGAGUCCAGCCCGGACCGCAUCCUGGACGAAGAUGUGGAAUCUCUGAGCCACGACAGCUCUGAUGAGGAGAAGGAGGAGGAGGAGGAGGAGGAGGAGCAGACGGCUGUGGUCACCAGCAUGGACGAGGCUCUGAGGCUGGUGACCGCCGGCCACGGCCAGGAGGAUUUCCUCAAGCAGAACUUUGAAACGCUGGCGGAGGGCUGCGGCACAGCCGAGCAGAGCAGAGUCCAGAGGAUCAGCAUGUCUUCGCGUUUCCUGGCCAGAGGACAUAACAACAGAGCGCUGCCUCUGUCGGUUAAAGCGAAUGGAAAGGAACAAGGGAGCCACUCAGCGAAGCCCCUGGUGUCUAAAGUACGGCCGCUGAUGGAGGAUGGAGAGAGCAGAAGCAUGGGAGAUAAGACCCCCGCGUCCGCCGGCGUCACCGAGGGGCAAAACAGAGAUCCAGAGAAAGACGACGCUCCUAAACAUCGACCCCUGCAAAAGAGGAACUCAGGCUCUCACCUGUGGAGACAGUCCGACUCUCCGUCCAAAGCUGCUCUGCUGCUCUGCACGGCGUCCGCCUUACACAAAUCCCACUCGGCACAAAACCUGUCCACUGACGCUCCUCGCUCCCCUGUGCCAUCUAGUGACCGGAGGGAGUCACAGAAGAGGCCUCCGCAGGUUUUCCUGAAUCCUGACCCUUCCAGAGCCUCCUCCCCUCCCUCCUCUGGGUCCCCGCAGUCCCCCCCGUCCCCUCUGCCGUGGGAGAGCCUCAGACUGAAGCCCCAGCACUCCUACAUGAACCCCACCGCCAGCUCCGCAGCCAAAAGCAGUCGCUCCUCAUCUCUGAUCGGCGACAUCCAGGUGGACACUCCGCCUCCUUCCCCCAACUUCCCCAAGGGCCGGAGGUUCUCCGAGGAGCUCGGGGGGGAGCCGCCCCUCCUCACCUCGUCGCCCGUCACCGCCUUCCCCCCCACGUCUUCCCCUCUGUCCCCUCCUCCUUCCAAUAACUCCUCCCCGACUCCCGUUCACCGCACGGUGGCCGUGUUACCGACGACCCCCUUCGCUCAGAGCGUGCCCCCCUCCCGCAUCCCGCUGCCCAAGCAGCCUCUCGGCCCCCGACGCAGCUUCUGCCUGGAGGUGAAGCCCAGCGCAUCCAGGACGUCCACGCCCACGGCGGAGGCUGGAUGUGAUGCAGCUUCAGCUCAUGGGAUGAGACAGGCUCGGGCUCGGCUGUCUCUAAGUUUGGAUCCUGUUUCUCUCAGCUCCCUGCCUGCGAAGCAGAAAACCGACUCAGUUUCUCAAUGUGUCCAGGAGCCAGGUCAGGCGGCUGUAGCUAAAGAGUGCCCUCUGGUGCCUGAACACACCCUCACAUCAAGCCUCCAGCCAGAUUGUUCAGUCACCUUGGAGGCUUGUCGGCAGGUCACCGCCGACCUUCACAGCAGUCUGAGGAAAACGGUCUUGAUGUACACCACGGUCAUGGAGAGCGACCAGCAGGCCGGUGAAGAUCAGCAGGCGAUGAGGAGCAUCCUGUCUGAGGCUCUUCUGACGGUGAAGUCGGAGCUGGACUCUCUGCCUCACCCCACCUCAAAGAGUGAGCGUCUCCUCGUGGACCAGCGGGGGAGGAUCGAGGGAGACAAGACGAUGGCUCUGCUGGAGCAGUACGCCGAGCUGCUGCUCAAGUCCGUGGAGAAGAGGCUGGAUACCAAGACCUGAAGGGACGCUCCACCCAGAUAACAGGAGGAGACAUGUAGACACACACUGUGAACUGAACUGUUGUUAUAUGCACCUACAUUUUUUUUAAAAACCAUCUUUAUGAACUGGAAGCCGAUGAGAUCUAAGUGUAUACAGAGAAAACAAAUUCAAUAAUGUUGAGCACUGUGCACUGAACAAAGAACCGGUUAAAAAGUUGCCUUGUUUUUAAAUUGCCAUUGACAUUUGACAUAAGAAUAAACUCAUCAGAAUGUAGCCUAUAUGUGCAGACAGCUCACAGGUUUGGUAGGAAUAAAGAAAAAGUGCAGUUUAUGUGGCUGGGAAGAGGAAGUCCAGUUGAUAUGUGAGGAGAGAGAUGAUAUAUCGGAUGAAAGAUAAGUGUUACGUGAAAGAUUUGGAAAAAAAACAUUCUUGCCACUAAUGUUAACAUUUCUUCUGUGAGCCAAAAGCAGAUAAUUUUGUAGUUAUGACUACACGAUACAUCAUUCAUACGUAUGUGCUGCUUCAUGUUUCUUCUGUGUUAAUAUAAAUGUUUAAUUUGUAUUUUCUAUUUGUGUGAAAUGUUCCUUCUGU